This is a messenger RNA of Mollisia scopiformis, 1138 nucleotides long. RefSeq names its product putative endo-beta-1,4-glucanase B. The record is from RefSeq and is a predicted model, not a curated record. The transcript has 4 exons. Gene Ontology annotation, molecular function: hydrolase activity, hydrolyzing O-glycosyl compounds. The coding region runs from base 1 to 1002 and encodes 333 amino acids. Lineage: Eukaryota; Fungi; Ascomycota; Leotiomycetes; Helotiales; Mollisiaceae. Gene Ontology annotation, biological process: glucan catabolic process.
AUGCGUUUCGGUGAUUUAUUCCUCGUUGCCAGCACAGUUGUGCUUGCCGUUGCUGCUCCCACAGCUGAGAAGAAGAAACGAGCCAAGAUCUUUCAAUUCUUCGGUGUCAAUGAAUCGGGUGCUGAGUUUGGAAACACUGCCAUUCCAGGCCGGGUAGACAAAGAUUAUACAUGGCCACCAACCUCGACUAUUGAUACUAUGGUCGGCAAGGGCAUGAAUAUAUUCCGUAUUCCGAUCAUGAUGGAACGAAUCAUCCCUACCAGCAUGACUGGUACUACCAAUGCAACCUACCAAGCAGGCCUCACAAACUACGUCAACUAUAUCACUUCUAAAGGAGCCUACGCAAUUGUUGACCCCCAUAACUUCGCACGAUACAACGGCGCAGUGAUUACCGAUUAUACCGGCUUCCAAGCAUUCUGGAAGACUCUAGCUGGCCUCUUUGCAAGCAACAGCAAGGUCAUCUUUGAUUGUAACAAUGAGCCCCAUGACAUGGGUUCUGCGAGCGUUCCGAACCUCAUGCAAGCUUGUAUCAACGGUGUGAGAGCUGCAGGUGCUACUUCUCAAUAUAUCUUCGUUGAGGGAACUAGCUAUAGCGGUGCUUGGACCUGGACAACAUCAGGCAACACCAACCUCGCCUCUCUCACGGAUCCCCAAAAUAUGAUUGUCUACGAAAUGCACCAAUACCUCGACUCAGAUGGAUCUGGCACGUCGGCAAACUGCGUUUCAGCAACCAUUGGAUCUGAGAGAAUCACUGCUGCAACGAAUUGGCUCAAGACAAACAACAAGAAGGGAAUCAUCGGAGAGUUUGCUGGUGGGGCAAAUGCGCAGUGCGAGAGUGCUGUGACAGACAUGUUGACUUAUAUGGGCAAGAAUACUGAUGUUUGGCUUGGUGCUCUGUGGUGGGGAGGUGGACCAUGGUGGGGAAACUACAUCUAUUCCAUGGAACCACCGAGUGGUGUAGGCUAUACGGAUGUUUUGCCUAAGAUACUGCCAUUGAUCUGAAAAGGAGAAGCGGGUAUAGCGGGGGUAAGCAGAAAAGCUUUCGACGUAGAGUGGCCUCAAUGCUGCCUUGUCAGAGCCUCAUUUGCAGACAAUGAAAGGUACAUGAAGAAGCCAAGCAGGUUUUAGCUUACGAAAG